AUGGCUUUCAUGGCGGGCCUUCCUCCUGCACUUGGGUCUGACGAUCUUACAUCAGCCUUCAACAAGGCGUUCUUUGACCAGCUGCAGGGUGUCAAUCAGGCAACACCGACGGUUGGAGCUGGCAUGCCGCAGGCUGGUCGUGGGCGAGAAGCUGAACUAGACAACCAGUUAAAGCGAAUGGUGGGCGGGUCGCCUGGCUACACGGUGGAGAUUGUGAGUGAGGAUGGUGCCAUCCCCCCUGAGUCUAUCCGACAAUUCUUUCCUGGACCUUUGCAAUUUGACCUCACAGAGAGCGGCGCGCAGCCUUUCAGGGAGCCAGAUCCGCUGAUUUUGGACAUGCUGAGCUCAGUCAACAACGUUGUCCAGGACAUGGUGACACCUGCCCUGCAUAAGAUACAGCAUGCCAGCGCUGCUCCCAAUUCCUGCCAGAAGGAUGCUACAAAGCACUGCUCCACGGCCAGAUCACAAGUUCAUUGCUUGGGCCAGCACCGCGAUGACAUCUCUGAUGAUUGCCGAAGAGAUCUGGGCAAGUCAGUUCCCUUUGUAUGCAGUGCAGCUAUUGACAAACAUUGUGAUGUCUUGCACGUUGGUAUUCUGGACUGCUUGCAGAAGUACGAAAGUGAACUUUCUGGAGAUUGUAAAGAUGCCUUCUUGGCCACCAGCAAGGUGAUACAAAGCCUCAAUUCCGCUGUUCAGGCACCAAAAGCUCAAGCUGCUCAAACUUUGCAGCCUCCUAAGGCUGUGAUUAGCUCGAAACCCAGUGGCUUGCUGGCAGACCGGGAGCGAAGCAUCGACUCCCAACUUGCGAAGUUCACAGGGGUGAAGCCCAAGGCUUAG
Messenger RNA from Durusdinium trenchii, 837 nucleotides. The record is from the annotation of a GenBank genome assembly. Lineage: Eukaryota; Dinophyceae; Suessiales; Symbiodiniaceae.